GUGACAUGGUGGCAUGGCACGGGGCAGGGUGUCACAGGGCCCUUUGUGACACGUGAGGCCAUAGUAGUGGUGGUGAGGUGGCAACGCCUCAGUGCUCCUCGGAGCGUGCGACGGGACGGACGGGACAGAGCGGUGCUGUGCGGAGCCCCCGUGCAGCCAACUCGUUCCUUUCCUACCGAAGCGUUUUGGUGGCUUUUCUGUUUUUCAGGUGCCCUCGAGGUCAGACCGCAGGACUUGGUGACCCGGAGCUUCGGCGAGGAGUCUCCAGGCCCUGCGGCAGGUGCCCUCGAGGCCAUUCUCUGGGGCUUCGUGCCCCGGAGCUUUUCCCUGGUGUCUCCAAUCCCUGCAGCAGGUGCCCUCGAGGCCUGACUGUAGGAUGGCGGAGAGACGCUUCCGUGUGACCAGGCUGCUGAGGAGGAAGAAAAAGAAGGAAGACCCUGGGCCUGCCCCAGCACAGCAGCCUGAGGAGGUGGAGCAGUUCCAGCCCCUGCAGGAAGAUCCAGGACGGGACCGGACACAGGAGCAGGACCGUGCCCGUGGCCGCUUCCGCAGGGCAGCACAGGCCUUCCUGAAAUUCAUGGGUGUUCGGCGUGAACAGUACAGAAUCACACCAGCCGAGGUCACGGCACAGCCUGACCCCACGCCGAGUGAGCUCAAGGCGCACCCUGAAGUCGGCACCGCGUCGAGUGACGGCACAGCAAACUGUGACACCGCGGUGACCGAUGAUGGGACAAACUCCAACACCGCCCUGCCUGAGCUCACCAUGGAGGCUGACUGUGCAAUGACUGAGGGCAUCGCAGACACUGAGAGCACACCCGUUCAGUGCCUGCCCGAUGCUCUCAGUGUGGAGGUCCUUGACGAAGGAGUUAUCUCUGUGGAAGUAGCCAUGGAGGCAGACGGAGGCAUGGAGCAGAGACCCCCCAGGGUGCCGAAGCUGGCGUGGGUGAAGAAGGAGGAGGAAAGCCCUGGAAUACCCCCGGCACAGCACCCUGAGGAGGUGGAGCAGUUCCAGCCCCUGCAGGAAGAUCCAGGACAGGAACGGACACAGGAGCAGGACCGUGCUCGUGGCCGCUUCCACAGAGCUGAUCAGGUACCUGCAGCCACGGCCUCCUGGGCUGGGCCUGCUGUCCCUGCUCAGCCUGGCACCGCUGUCAGAGCUCACCAUG
Molecule: messenger RNA, 1166 nt
Organism: Corapipo altera (White-ruffed manakin)
Lineage: Eukaryota; Metazoa; Chordata; Aves; Passeriformes; Pipridae
Exons: 6
Source: RefSeq, a predicted model, not a curated record